GGACGACAAUCAACAAGGAGAUUAUCCAAUCGAUUUUACAAGCUGACUUCUUCAUGCUUCGUUCAUCUGUCCGUUUGUGUUUAGGAGUUCACCCAAAAAACUCCUUUGCUGUUCUAUCGAAGCAUAUUAUAACUUCACUUCAUAGUAUUCCAUUAGAUAAUGCUAAACACUUAGCAGAUCGUUUACUUCAAGGUGAUCGUGCAUGUCUAGCACGAGCAAUUACACUUUUGGAGUCAACUAAUACUGAACGUCGGGCUGAAGGUCAGUACAUACUUGACACAGCGAUUAAAUAUUUAGCAGAACAAGAAUCAACAACUGGAAAAUAUACUUUCAGAAUUGGUCUUUCUGGUCCUCCUGGUGCUGGGAAAAGUACAUUUAUUGAGGCAUUUGGUAGUCGUCUUACAGGCAGUAAAUCAUGGAAUCCUAUUGUCAACUCGUCUAGACAAUCCUAUUCAUCAUAUAAGAACACAUCAGAAACAGAAAGAAAUCUAAAUGAAGAAGUCAAAAGACCUCGUCGUGUAGCUGUUCUAGCUAUUGAUCCUUCUUCACAAACCACUGGUGGUAGUCUCUUAGCCGACAAAACUCGAAUGUCUGAAUUAGCUAACGAUUUGAAUGCUUAUAUACGACCAUCUCCAAGUGGCGGCAAUUUGGGUGGUGUUGCUCGAACAACCAGUGAAUCAAUUUUACUUUGUGAAGCAGCAGGUUUUGAAACUAUUCUGAUAGAAACUGUGGGUGUUGGUCAAUCUGAAUUUGCUGCAGCUGAUAUGGUAGAUAUGUUCAUUUUAAUCAUUCCUCCUGCUGGCGGAGAUGAACUGCAAGGUAUAAAACGAGGUAUUGUUGAGGUUGCUGACUUAGUUCUUGUCAACAAAGCAGAUGGUGAACUUCUACCUGCCGCUCGUCGUAUUGCUAGUGAAUACUCAAAUGCCCUCAAAUAUAUGCGUUCACGAAGACAAAAUUGGACUCCAAAAGUAAAACUUGUGUCUAGUUUAAAUGGUGAUGGUCUAACAGAAUUCUGGUCUACUGCAUGUGAAUUUCAUUCUUCUCAAAUUAAGUCAGGUGAAUUACAAAGAAUACGAAAAGAACAAUUAAAAAGCCUGAAGAAGAAUUUAUUGAAACCACAAUUGUUCACUCUAACUAUUUUGUUCUGAAGAGAAAGUUAUCAAAAAGAAUAUUCUUUGUUCGGUAAUCAAUAUUUAUACUUCUUAGAAAGUUUAUUCAAUAUUGAUUUUGUAUGACCUACUUUUUUUCAGCUUCUGUCUUAAAAUCUAAUUGUUGAAUAUUUGAAUAUAUUUGUAGAUUAAUGUACUAAUGAAAGUUAAAUAAAAAAAACUGUCAUCUAACCAUAUCGUAUGAUUAAUGUUAGAGGAAUUAGAAACAAGUGUAGAGUAUUAAUGUUCUAUGAAGCUGAAAGUAGACUACGACUAUUAACAGAACUUGAUCUUCUUACUUUCAUAUGUGUUAGCAACAAGUUGGAAGAAGGAGAAACAGCUAAGACAGACCACCUUCAAGUGAACAUAGAGAAGAUAGAAGUGAUAAAGAUACCAAUCAACUUCAACAGGGAAAGAAAAUCUAAAGAAUUUACUUCUUCUACGUAACUAGGCAGUGUUACCUCAACUAGAGGCGAUAUGGGUGAGGGUGUCAAAGCGUGACAGGAUUGGGAAAACAAAACAGCCCUUUUAUUGUUAUUCUGAAAUCAGUGUGGAAAUCUUCUACAAUCAGCAUCAUCAAUAACAAGAUUCAGAGAUUUUCAACACUAAUAUCGAGUUGAUACUUCUAUAUGCUUCAGAGACUUGGUGUGACCAUCACCAGCAACAUUUUCAACAGGCCUCAGACUUCUAUCGACAGCUGGACAAAAGAAUUAGUAACCAGGAUUGCUAGUAAUAAACCAACCAAGAACCUAUUGCCUUACAGAUAUAACAAAAUAAAUGGAGAUGGAUCAGGCACACGCUGAGAAGACAUUACGCGCCAGGCCUUCGAGUGGAAAACAACGGGUAGGGUGUCGGAGUGUUAUGUGAAGGAGAAUGAGAGCUUAUGGACAAUCGCGGAAACUGCAAAGAACGGGAUGAAAUACAGAUGUGUUGUUGAAGCUGUGCGUGUUUCACUCGGAACCUAAGAGAUUAAUAAUUACAAACUGCUAUUGAAUCGAUAUGGAUGUGGACAUUUAUCAAGGAGGGACUUUGGUGUCGGUUUAAAAAUAGUCCAGUAAUUAAAGAACAAACAAAAGAAAUUGAAACGCUACUAUUUAACAGAGAAAUUGCUCCUGGUAUAGCAGCUGAAAGAUUAAUGGAUCUUUAUUACAAAACUUUUCUAAGAUAGAUUUCAUUUUUAUCAGCACAUGUACACUAACUAUUAUCAUCAAUAUUGUCUUAAUUUAUUACAAUCAAAUAGCUUAUUUGUAGAAAGUGAUUUCAAAUUGGCUGAUGUACUACAUUCUACAUUUUGUGGUGUUUCUUCUUUAUGCUUUCUAUUACUUAUAAUACUGGGUACACUCAGGAAAAAUGCUUUACUUGUCAUUAUAAAUAAGUUUAGCAGCAUUUUACUUUAUAUUUGAAUUUAUUUUGAUCAAGUAUUAUUGAAUAAAGAGAUAUUUAUGCAAAUAAUUCAUGUGAAUUUCAUUCAUACAAACACGUACACAAUAAUAGAUUCUUAUGUGGAACUGGUCACUGUGAAAAACAAAGUACAUUUUCUUUUUAAUUUAAUUGUUAGACGUCAAUGACAUUUUAAGUUUAUUCAAAUUACCGGUAUUUUGUGAGCAGAAAUCUCACUACCUUCUUCAGUAAUCGUAUAACAUUAUGGCCACAGCCGAUAACAUUCUCCUGUUGAUCAAUCUCAAAUACAUAGAAUGAUACACUUAAGCAGUAUCCAAGAAUCUCUAGUCUCUUUAGUAGCUGUGAGAAUUCUAGUGAAUCCCCUCGACUAAUACAUUCUUUCACAGGAAUUCCCUCACAGCAAAGUGCUUUAAGAUCUAGAAAUAUAGCGAGUGUUAGACGCAGGUAUCCCAGAACCUGUGAUGAUGUAGUCCUUUUGCCCUCGCCUAGACUUGAAGUUCACCUGCUUUUAUAGGUCUGUUUAUUUCGGAUCUACUUAGUGCUAGAAGGACCAUAGGAAAUAAAUAAUAUAUCAUGUUAGCCUAGGUUAUGCAUCUGUAAAUAUUAUAGGAGUGUUUCUCCCCCUUCUUGUAAACUCAGAUUCUCAUAUAUUACCAUAAAAACCUCUGGAGUCAUACCAUCAGACCUUGCUGUCUUGUCUCAAUGUAGACUAAAGAUAGCUUUUGCAACCACAGCUACAACUGAGAUAACAAUUCCUGCAUCACACUCACCUGUAUGCCAGAUGAGUCACACCCCGAAAUGUUUCUUCCACCGUUCAGUCCAUCGUUACUCUAAGGUAAUUGAAGUUCCAUCCAUUUCAUAGGUCAUUUUA
Molecule: messenger RNA, 3420 nt
Organism: Trichobilharzia szidati
Lineage: Eukaryota; Metazoa; Platyhelminthes; Trematoda; Strigeidida; Schistosomatidae
Source: the annotation of a GenBank genome assembly